AAUUAAGUUUUUUCACCCGCCUUCACUGAAAUGUGGCCUCCCGGGAGCGAGGAUAGCUACGCUGGGAGCCUGGACUACGGAAAGAACGUGGUGAACAUCCUGCCCAGCGUGGAGAUGAUGGUGAGCUUCAAUGGCGACAUGAUGCGCUCCAAUAAGCGGGCUUGUUUACUGUACGCCGAGCGAAUGGAUUUCAAGGAGCUGCUGCAACUCCGUUUGGCUGAGAAAUCCGAUCAGCGGCGCAUGUACAUCACCACCGUGGACAGCGCCUCCUUCCAGGAGCUCAAACAGGAUCAGUCGCUGAAUGUGACCUUCUCCGGCUUCAUGGACAAUGUGGUGCGCAUGCUGAAGGACUGCCAGUCGGGCAAGCUGGAGCUCCAUCUGUCUGGCAGGGAUCAGAACUCAUCCGCAAGCGACUACCAUCUGCAGUUUGUGGAAAUAAGGUCCUUCAAGAACCUGGUUCACCUCAGCCUGCCCUGCCGUUCUGCUCCGCUGAACACCGUGCUAUUCUACAUAAAUCGCAUGCUAGAUGCCUCGCACAAAAAGCAAUUUAUGCUCGAGCAGAAUAUCCAGCAGAUGCAGGUGGAAAUGAACGCGCAACGUUCGCACACGGAGAAAUUGGGCUCGGAAAACAUGCAACUCAGGGAAGCCAUAGACCAAAACACUCGCAUUUUGGAGGAAAAGCAUUCCGCCGAGAUUCAGCAGUACCACGAGAAGCUGGCCAAGGCGAACGAGCAGCGCAGCAAUGAGCUGGAGAGGAAUCGCAGGGCGAUAUCUAACUUACAGGCGCAAUUGGAUAAGGCUUCGCUGGAGAAAGGAGACCUAAAAUCAGCCCAAGAGCAAGCGGAGAAACGAUGUCAAACGCUGGCCGAGGAGUUAUCCUGUUGCAAGUCACGAGUGUGCACCUUAAAGGAGCAGAAUGACAAACUGCAAGGGGAACUGGCCAAUGGCAGAAAGCAGGAACGCAAGUUGGAGUACAAGAUCGAGGAUCUCAAGCAGCACACGGCCGAACUGCAGGAGCAUAUACAAAAGGGCAAUAAGGAGAAGGCCAACAUAUCCGCUGAACUGGAGGCGGAGAAGAAGAUCUUGCACACCAAACGCCAGGCCUUGGAAAUGGCCUCCGAGGAAAUCUCCAAGGCCAACCAGAUAAUCCUCAAGCAGAGCCAGGAGCUGCUCAACCACAAGAAGACCAUUGCCUGGCGCACUGAGGUGGCUCUGCAGCAGGAGAAGGCCGUGCAGGCCAAGGAGAGUCUGCUGAACCUGCGCGAGGAUGAACUGCGCGAGGCACGAAUAACCAUUGAAAAGCUACGCGAGGAAAUCCCGCAGCAAUUGCAAUCCAUGCGAAACUUUGCCCAGGGAUUGGAGCAAAAGUAUUCCAAACAGAUCCUCAUCUUGAAAGAAAGGCUAUCCAUUCCCACUGGCAAGGAAAAUCGCCGAUAGUUUAGCUUAUUGUUAAUGCAUUUCUGUUUUUCUUUUUUGUACCAGUUCAGUAAAGUUCUCUAGUCAU
Drosophila takahashii is the source of this 1504-nucleotide messenger RNA. RefSeq names its product Spindle assembly abnormal 6 (gene Sas-6). Gene Ontology annotation, cellular component: centriole; centrosome. NCBI's taxonomy places the organism in Eukaryota, Metazoa, Arthropoda, Insecta, Diptera, Drosophilidae. Gene Ontology annotation, biological process: centriole replication. The record is from RefSeq and is a predicted model, not a curated record.